CUUUUCUAUUCCAUUUGAGGUCGUGUAUUGGUGACGUUUUCGAAUCCAACUAUAUCCUGAUGUACACUUUUCCACAUGUUUACAUCGAGAUUUCGGAUUUGAAAUAGAACAAAAUUUGUAAAAAUGAAUAAACAACGUGAACCAGUGAUCAGAAAUACGGACGAAAGUCAAUUGUUUGGAAUAAUCGCUGCUUUUGUUGCAGUUUUAGUGACAUUAGCUAUUUUUCUUAUAUGGAGACGAAGAAAAUCUGUUGGAAAAAAUAUCCUUCUUACUGGUCUCAGUGACGCAGGCAAAACUGUACUGUACACAAAGUUGUUCAGUUCUAAGUCAAUCAGAACUCACACUUCUGUCAAAGAGAAUGUGGGCAACAUUGUCAUCAAUGAUAAAACCUUGCAAAUUGUUGAUAUUCCCGGCCAUGAGCGGUUGAGAUACAAAUUUUUUGACAAGUAUAAAAAUUCAGCCAGAGGCCUUAUUUAUGUAAUCGAUUCUGUAACUUUGUCAAAAGACAUCAGAGAUGCUGCCGAGUUCUUAUAUACGCUGCUGUCGGACGAGGUUAUGCAAAAAGACAUCAGUGUUUUGAUAUUAUGCAACAAACAGGAUCAAACAAUGGCAAAGGGUUGUGGAAUAGUUCAAACCUUAUUAGAAAAAGAAAUAAAUUUAUUACGUCUUACUAAAAUGAAUCAGCUCGAAGCAACUGACUCGACGUCUGCAAAUUCGUUUGUCGGAAAACAGGGCAAAGAUUUUGAAUUCUCUCAUCUUGUUAAUAAAGUUGAUUUUGCAGAAGGCAGUGUUUCCGACAUCGAUCAAGUGAAAUUAUGGUUGGAAAAAGUAGUUUGAGAUUCCAAAGUUUGCAAUUACUAAAACAUCUUCAACCAUAAAUGAGAAUUAAAUUCUCAAUUUAUCCGGAGCCAUUAAUUAAGUUUGAAUUCGAGUUACAUUUUGUUCCGUUUUAUUUGACCUCGAUAAUUUAUAUUUAUUAUCAAUCAGUUGUUCACUACGAGUCACUGAUUCGUAGUCUUGACUUUGUGUAAUAAAGCACUUUUGUAUCGAUUCUAUUA
Molecule: messenger RNA, 1058 nt
Organism: Venturia canescens
Lineage: Eukaryota; Metazoa; Arthropoda; Insecta; Hymenoptera; Ichneumonidae
Gene: SrpRbeta
Product: signal recognition particle receptor beta
Exons: 4
Coding region: 124-837 (237 amino acids)
Molecular function (GO): GTP binding
Source: RefSeq, a predicted model, not a curated record